Emys orbicularis (European pond turtle) is the source of this 2505-nucleotide messenger RNA. It is a transcript of the gene C7, whose product is annotated as complement C7. Gene Ontology annotation, biological process: complement activation. Gene Ontology annotation, molecular function: protein binding. The transcript has 18 exons. Lineage: Eukaryota; Metazoa; Chordata; Testudines; Emydidae. The record is from RefSeq and is a predicted model, not a curated record. The coding region runs from base 1 to 2505 and encodes 834 amino acids. Gene Ontology annotation, cellular component: membrane attack complex.
AUGAAGGUAUUUGAGUUUUUCCUUCUGGUAGAAGUUACAGGUUUCUUUCCAGUUUUUUCCAGUCCUUCCUCUCUGGUCAAUUGCCACUGGAAUCCUUAUGGCCCUUGGUCUGAAUGUGAUGGCUGCACUAAAACUCAGAUUCGCAGACGGACAAUAGCAGUUUAUGGCCAGUAUGGGGGAAAUCCAUGUGUUGGGAGUGCCUUUGAAACACGACAAUGUGUUCCUACGAGAGGAUGCCCAACAGAGGAGGGCUGUGGUGAUAGGUUCAGGUGCUUUUCAGGUCAAUGCAUUAGCAAAUCUCUGGUGUGCAAUGGAGACCAGGAUUGUGAGGAAGACGGUGCUGAUGAGGAUCGGUGUGAAGAGAGCAGACCAGCUUGUGACAUUAAUAAAAUGCCUCCUAAUUCAGAACUUACAGGAGCUGGCUUUGAUGCCAUUUCUGGUGAGACUAGGGGGAGAGUGAUUCAUACUAAAAGUUUUGGUGGACAGUGCAGAAAGGUGUUUAGUGGUGAUCAGAGAGAAUACUACCGACUGAGUGAAAGCCUUCUUGCCUACACAUUCCAAGUGAAAAUUCAGAAUGAUUUUAGCUAUGAGUUUUACAACAGUAGCUGGUCUUAUAUGAAACACACAGUGCACAAUGUACGAUCAAACAGUGGCCAUUACUAUUCACAAAAUACACAGGAGAAAAGCAGCAAAAAGAGUAACCACUUCAUGGUUGUUGAGAAUGAUGUGGAAGUUGCUCAAUUCAUUAAUAACAACCCAGAAUUUCUAACUCUUACGGAGCCAUUCUGGAAAGAGCUUGCCAACCUUCCUGCUGUCUAUGAAUAUAGUGCAUACCGAAGAUUAAUUGAACAUUUUGGUACUCACUUCCUGCACUCUGGAUCUCUGGGAGGACAUUACAAAGUUCUCUUUUAUAUGGAUACUGAAAAAAUCAAAGCAGAAGGUUUGAGUAUUACAGACAUGUACAAAUGUACAUCAUCAGGUUGGAACUUACUCAUCGUAAAAAAGAAAAAGACUACCUGCUCAAAACUGGAUGAGCUGUUAAAAUCCUCUUCAGGAGUCAGUCAGAAUCAGAUUAGAGGUGAUCCCUAUGUAGAGGGAGGAAAUCCAGCGGCUGUUGCUGGCCUUGCUUAUCUAGAUUUGAAUAAUCCUGCUGGAAAUAGUGAAAGAUAUUCCUUCUGGGCUCGAUCAGUGAAAUACUAUCCCAGACUAAUUAAACAAAAGCUAACACCAUUGUACGAGCUGGUAAAGGAAGUGUCCUGUGCCUCAGUUAAAAGGCAUUACCUGAAACUAGCCAUUGAAGAGUAUCUGAGUGAGAAUGAUCCCUGCAAAUGUCGGCCAUGUCAAAAUGGUGGCGAACCUGCCAUAGUAGGAACUCAGUGCCUCUGUUUCUGCAAACCUUAUACGUUUGGAGCAGCUUGUGAACUCGGAACUCUUGUACAAGAUCAACCAGGAGUCAUUGAUGGAAGGUGGAGUUGCUGGUCCUCUUGGAGUCCUUGCUCAGGAGAAAGGAAGUCAAGGAGUCGAACCUGCAAUAAUCCACCACCUAGUGGUGGUGGGAUAUCCUGCAUUGGAGAACAGUCUGAAAGCAGACAGUGUGAGGAUGAGGAGUUGCAACAUUUUCGUUUGAUUGAACCACACUGCUUUGAUGUGUCCAUAAUCCCCACAGAAUUCUGCUCACCUCCCCCACUCUUACAAAAUGGAUUUGUUCAAAAUGCCGAUUCCUCAUAUCCUGUCGGGAAAAGUGUUGUUUACGCCUGCAGAGAUGGUUAUUCUCUUGUUGGUGAUCCUGUUGCUAAAUGUGGGGAAGGUUUAAAGUGGCUCAUUGGGGAUAUGCAAUGCAAGAAAACAGCUUGUGUCUUACCUGUCCUGGUGGAGGAUAUGAGAGGAGCGCCAUGGAAACCUUCAUAUGAGAUUGGAGAGAAGGUGACUCUGUCCUGUCCAGAUGGCAUGCACUUGGAAGGGUCAUCUCUCAUUCUGUGUGAACCCAGCCUCAAGUGGUCUCCUGAUAUGAAGGAUAUCCGGUGCAAGAGAAGAGUACCCAGCGUGAAACCAGAACUGACAGAACCUAAAUGUCAGCCAUGGGAGAAAGUGCAACAGUCAAAAUGUGUAUGUAAAAUGCCCUAUGAGUGUGGACCGUCCCUGGAUGUCUGUGCCACCGAUGAGAGAAGCAAGAGAAACACAGCCUUAACUGUGUGUAAGAUGUACGCUCUUGAGUGUAUGGGCAGAAAAUACUCUUUGACCAGUGAGGAAAACUGCAAAAUGCCUGCUGCUGCUGCAAAACCUUGUGGCUCAUGUCAUUUGUGGCAAACAUGUAAUGCUCAAACCAACACGUGUGUGUGCCGAGAAGCUGGGCAAUGCGACGAGGGAGGAAUAAGCAUUUGCGUUGAAGUGAAUGGGAAAGUCGCCAGUAGGACAAUGACUGAAUGCGAGGCUGGUCUCCUCAAAUGCCGGGGGGAGAAUGUCACCCCUGUCAGCAUAAGACCCUGUGAUGUACAGAGUAAAUAA